GGCUUGUUGUGUGGGGCCCUAUUGCAACCGCGGACCGACGGAGGCGAGCGCACCGGUUGGAAGCUAGGCUAAGCUAACUGUUUCAACUGAAAGCCGGUUAAUGUCUGGUUUCGAGCGGGCUUCCUUCUCAGCACGCGCGUGGACUCGUUGCCGAAAAUUCCAAACUACGUGGAAGUAUUUCCGCUCGUAGGCUAACACGCGGGACGGGACGUUUAUUUCCGAGAAGGCGCUUUUUGGCGGUGCUAGCAGAGCGGGCAAGGCGGGCAGGCGCCACUUCUGUUUGACAACAGCCGCUAUUCGCUCACGUUUUCUGCUGUUGUUGUUUUUGGAGCAGCUUACUGGAGUAGAUAAUUCCUCUGAGCCGCGAGCAGCUGAGGGGAGAAACCACACUCUGAAGUCGUUUUCUUUUUUUUUCUCUUUUUUUCCCCUUCAAGGCGAUCUCUAAAUAUAAGUUAGUAUGGCAGAAUUCCUCGAAGAUCCGUCGGUUCUCACGAAAGAUAAGCUGAAGAGCGAGCUCACGGCGCACAAUGUCCCGCUUCCGAGCGGCGAGCACAAGAAGGAGGUCUACGUGCAGUUGUAUCUGAAGAACCUGACCGUGCUGAACAACAAGAAGAGCCCGCCUGCAGACACCUUCUCCAGCGACGAGGAGCUGCCCACCCCGGUGGUGUCCAACAGGAGCCGCUCCGGACGAAAAGCAACAAAGAAGACGGACAAACCCCGCACAGAGGAGGUGGAGGUGGCGGAGCUCACGGAUGAAGAUCUGAAACAACAGCUGGCGAAGCAUGGCGUGGACACUGGACCUAUUGUCGCUUCCACCCGUAAGGUGUAUGAGAAGAAGCUGCAGAAGCUUCUGGACGAGCCGGCGGCAGAACCUGGAGCUCCUGCAGACGUCACGACUCUCCCCAAGGCGGACAGUAACCAGAACGGCAACACCAACUCUGACCACUACAGCGACAAAGAGGAUGAGCAGGUUCCUGAGCCAGAACCGGUCCCUGUGGUGGAGAAGCCUAUAAGGAGCAGAGGGAAAGCUCCUGUCACGGUCAGGACCAGCAGCAGACGACAAACCAAGGUCGUGGACGACGUCCUGGUCGAAGAGACUCCAAAGAAGGCCAGCAAGAGUGUCGUGGAAGACAUCCUCGCCAAUGAAAUCAGCACCCCCACAGGCAUCAGUGCAUCCUGCCGGCGUCCGAUCAGAGGGGCGGCGGGUCGACCCUUAAAACCCAGCGAGUACUGGCUGGAUGAGUCCCGCGUGCAGCACACCGUCCACACGGAGAGCCGCGCCUACACCGAGACGUACUCUCAGCCGAGCGGCCGCGUCUCCUCCAGCAAAGCCCCGGCCCGGCGAGGCUACCUGUCGCUGGUGCUCAAACUCCUGCUCCUCGUCGUGGUGGCCGGCUCCCUUUACUACGCGUACCAGAACCUCAGUCCGGAUCAGGUCGACGCCCUGAAGGGCCUCCUGGACAGCGUCGUCGCCCCGGUCCAAAGCGCCGUGGAGACGGCGGCCGACUACCUGGGCGUGGGCGGCAGCGGCGCCGCCAUCGAGGGCCCCGCCAACUAAAGGACCGACGGCAGGCCCCGGCCCAUCUCCCCUCUCCCUUUCACGUCUGGACAGGAGACAGAAGAUCCAAUCGGAACGACGGACUUUUAUUUCCCCUCGCUUUCCUCCCGCCACAAGAGGAAGGAAGGUUAACUCAAACCGGGUAGCCGUCGCACGACAGUCGGAAGAGACGACUUAAAUGUUGGUUUUACUCUGUGAAUGGUUUGUGUCUUUGUGUGCAUUGAGCCGUCUGUAGGAAGGAGCGCGGAGCGGAGCGGCCGGUUUGUCCGUGCAUGAUUGUAGCUGUUCUGGGUUUGGUUUGACGCUCAUACUGUAGUUUUUACCCGACGCUCAGUGCCAGGCGUCUCUCUGACUGAAGUGCCUGGACACUUGUUAGCACUUAGCGCCCUCCCAUUUAUUUUACUCUUCCUUCCUUUUUUUUUUUUUUU
This is a messenger RNA of Fundulus heteroclitus (mummichog), 1986 nucleotides long. RefSeq names its product thymopoietin b (gene tmpob). Lineage: Eukaryota; Metazoa; Chordata; Actinopteri; Cyprinodontiformes; Fundulidae. The transcript is spliced from 6 exons. Gene Ontology annotation, molecular function: DNA binding. Bases 458 to 1558 code for a protein of 366 amino acids. The record is from RefSeq and is a predicted model, not a curated record.